Messenger RNA from Cynoglossus semilaevis (tongue sole), 3783 nucleotides. RefSeq names its product coronin-1C-like. NCBI's taxonomy places the organism in Eukaryota, Metazoa, Chordata, Actinopteri, Pleuronectiformes, Cynoglossidae. Gene Ontology annotation, biological process: neural crest cell migration; actin filament organization. The coding region runs from base 157 to 1581 and encodes 474 amino acids. The transcript has 11 exons. The record is from RefSeq and is a predicted model, not a curated record. Gene Ontology annotation, molecular function: actin filament binding.
GCGGUGCCACAGUUAGGGCAGGGAUAUAUCCGGCAGAAAAAAAGAGUGAUUUCAGCAGCAGCAGCGGCUUCAGAGUAGUGGAUUCAGUUAGGUACACGUUGGGUGUGUUCUAACAUUCGUUUUCUGGGAAUACUUAAAGUUGUCCUUUAAGGAGAUAUGAAACGAGGGGUUGUACGACAGAGCAAAUUCCGUCAUGUCUUUGGCCAGGCGGUGAAGAACGAUCAAUGCUACGAUGAUAUUCGUGUUUCAAGGGUCACAUGGGACAGUUCGUUUUGUGCAGUCAAUCCCAAGUUUGUUGCCAUAAUCAUUGAGGCCAGUGGUGGUGGUGCUUUUUUUGUUCUGCCUCUUCACAAGACAGGACGCAUUGACAAAUCCUACCCCACAGUGUGUGGUCACACAGGCCCAGUGUUGGACAUUGACUGGUGCCCCCACAAUGAUCAUGUCAUUGCCAGUGGCUCUGAGGAUUGCACAGUGAUGGUAUGGCAGAUUCCUGAGAAUGGCCUUGUCAUGCCCAUGUCUGACCCAGUGGUUGUACUGGAAGGCCACUCGAAGCGUGUGGGCAUCAUUACAUGGCAUCCAACAGCACGCAAUGUCCUUUUAAGUGCAGGUUGUGACAACCAGAUCAUUAUCUGGAACGUGGGGACAGGUGAAUCCAUGAUCACUUUGGACGACAUGCACCAAGAUGUCAUUUACAACGUGUCCUGGAACCGCAACGGCAGUCUUAUCUGCACCUCCUGCAAGGACAAGGCCAUCCGGGUCAUCGACCCCCGGCGAGUGGAGAUUAUUGCUGAGAAGGAAAAGGCACGUGGGGGCGCCCGCCCCAUGCGAGCCAUUUUUCUGUCUAAUGGCAACAUCCUCACCACGGGUUUUAGCCGCAUGAGUGAGAGACAGUUAGCUCUCUGGAACAUGCAAAACAUGAAAGAGCCAAUCGCUGUUAAUGAGAUGGACAGCAGCAACGGCGUGCUGCUGCCAUUCUAUGAUCCAGACACCAAUGUGGUUUACCUCUGUGGGAAAGGUGACAGCAGCAUCCGUUACUUUGAAAUCACAGAUGAGCAACCUUAUGUCCACUUCCUCAACACCUUUGUAACCAAGGAGCCACAGAGGGGCAUGGGCUACAUGUCAAAGAGGGGCCUUGAUGUCAAUAAGUGUGAAAUUGCAAGGUUUUACAAACUGCAUGAAAGGAAGUGUGAGCCCAUUGUGAUGAUUGUGCCGAGGAAGUCGGACCUGUUCCAGGAUGACUUGUACCCAGAUACAGCUGGACCUGAAGCUGCCCUGGAGGCAGAGGAGUGGUUUGAGGGUAAGAAUGGAGACCCCAUACCCAUCUCUCUGAAGAAUAUCUAUGUUCCAGUCAAGAACCGUGAGUUCAAGGUUGUCAAAAAGAACAUACUGGACAGCAAGCUGACCAAGGACAUGGGAAACUCAAGCUCUGCCAUCAAGUCUGCCUCCCCUACUCCUUCAAUUAAUUUAGAGGGAAAGCUGGAGGAGAUCUUGAAAGAAAUAAAAUCCCUCAAAGACCUGGUCAGCAGUCAAGAGAAGCGAAUCAUCCAACUUGAAGAACAAAUGUCCAAAAUUGCCAUGUAAAGACCGGUUCCCUCCUAAAUCCCACUACAAUUCAGGACAUUCUAUAGGCUGGGUGUUGGGCAGGACUAGUCACUGCCAAUCGCACUGACAGUAUUCAUCUUAAUGUCCUGCUCAGCAACGAUUUCCAGCAACAUUCCAGAUGAACUUUUUUUUUUUCCUGCCAUUCCCUGACCCUCAGUUUAACACAGGUGGAAUAAAAAGGUGUGACAAAAUUUCCAGAAAAUAUUCUUGCUUUUUGGUGACAAAGGACCUUUUAAGUUUAAGUUCCAAGGUCUUAUACUGUUGUUUUUGUUUAACAGCAACCACUUCAACUCCUGUGUCAACUCUUCACUUUACAUAACCUACUCUAAAACUCAAAUGUUGCCAAAAAUGUAAUUUUGUUUACACCUCCUCCCCUAUAUUUUCUUUAUCUCUUGUGAAAAUCACAAGUCAUAAUGCCAACAGGAAUCUCAAACCGUAUCUAGUAUAAAAAUUAGACUUUCACAAACAUGUAUUGUUUUGUUAGAAAAAGGUGAUUGAUAUUGACACUCUUAUUAGGAUGUGAAUUCAACUUAUUUAGCUGCACAGGAUCAAUUAUCAUUACAGUCUCUGAAGCUGAACAACCCAACAGCUGCUUCUUGCUCCUUCCAUUCCUGUUGCUUAAAUCACUUUGAAUGUGGACAUUGUUAUCCUCGUGUUCAUGCAUUCCUAUCUUGCAUCAUUAACCUGUACUGUGUGGAUAUAAGAGGAAGUGACAACCCACCCUGUUGGACACUUACUAUUUGGUGGGCAGCAGGGAUAUCAUUUAAUGGUCACAGGAUGGUGCCAACACACAAGUCGUCAAAUGUGAUUAUUUUUAUCUCAGGAACUGAUUUAUUUUGAGACCAAAUAAUCACAUGUUGGCAGUGUAAGUCAAUCCAGUCAUAUAAAAAUAAUAUUAAUAACAGACAUUUGGGGCCAGGACUGUGGAUGGAGACUUGUGCCUUGUGUAUUUUUGGCUUAAAAAAUAAAAAAAUAAAAAAAAUAAAAUUCUGAUUGUCGUUAUAAAGUGGUCAUUUUAGAAGACCUGCCUUCAAAUUGAAUCAGGUCCUGUUAAUUUUUUUCCCACUAAUUCUCAUUCCAUCUGUGUUUAAAUCUUACAUAGCAGUCCCACUCUUUUUCUUCUAUUCCCCUAUUCAACAGUCAUUCCAAAAACAAAGAACCAUUGAGUGGAUCAGUCAGAGGUAUCUUGCUAAGAUAAAAAGAAAAUGUUUUUUUGUUGUUGUUAAGUUGUAGUCAUUGCUUCCCAGUGGAAGGCUAAGACGGGUAUGGUUCAGUCUGUUGUUUGCCUUCAAGCAUUGUUACCACAGUAAAGACCUGAACGUGCCAUAGAGAAGACAUGGAAGUGUUUGUAGGGAAUUGUUGUGUAUGUAGAUUUGUGUUAAAAAAGGAAGUGUCGAUAAGUGCCCCGAUUCAAAACCACUGUGAGGUGCUACGCUUUGGACAAACAAUAUGUUCAAAGAACUCUGUUCUUUGAGUUGUAUUUCAGUCACUAGAAUGAUAUUGGAGACCUGUCCUAGAAUGCACUCGGCCAGAUAACUGCUCAGGACUUGUCGAAAGUAUUGUGUCCCUGAUAUUUUGACUCUUUCCACCUUUGUACGGGUAUUAAUUACUACAUGAUGUCAGAUCCAGGAGCGGUCGACAUUAGUAGUCGUGGCUUUAGACUACAACUAGAGCAGAGUUGUGGAAUAUUUGUCACAAUUUAAAAAUAAAUCUACAGAUAUGUGGGUUUAACACAACUGAAAGUGUCAGACUGUCACUGUAUAGAAUUCUAAAGCACUGACGGCACAAUAGUUGAGGAGUUGUAGUGAAGAUUUCCAAAGGGACAGUGUAGGUCAGAGAACUAUGAUGGAGAGAUAGAUGUAUGUUUAUCAUUAAGGUCUAGAAAAGGAUUGAACGCUGUGUAAAUAACAUGACCAUAUUUUUUGUAAUUUUCUUUUUGAGUUCAUUUUUGUUUUGUUUUUGUGGAGGGUUUUUGUAUGGGAGGAGCUUUGUCUGUGUUCCCUGCACCUUUGCCAUAAAGCACCAUCAAACAACGUGAGCCUCUGUUAAACUGGAGGUCGUAUAAAUAUAAACAUGAACCAGGAUGAAGCCUCGUGCAGAGGUCUGCUCAGCAUUUUUGUUCAAUAUUCUUGCUUCAAGUAUCAAACAUUGAUAAAAAUUAAUAAAGAAAUUUUAAAAUGA